This is a messenger RNA of Paramuricea clavata, 5643 nucleotides long. The record is from the annotation of a GenBank genome assembly. NCBI's taxonomy places the organism in Eukaryota, Metazoa, Cnidaria, Anthozoa, Malacalcyonacea, Plexauridae.
UGUAAACAAAGUUCUUAAUAUUUGCCAAGCAGUCUGAUGUGUAAAGACCUUUCAAGUCGAAUAAUUUGUAAACGCUAUUUAGUACGAAAUCUACGAGUUCAAUAAGGAAGGAUGCCAAACCACGAAUUAAACCAUGAACCUGUUUGUAUCAGCGAUUUUGAAACUUUUGCCAGGCGACAUUUACCGAAGGGUGCAUUUAGUUAUUAUGCAUCAGCAGCGAAUGACAUGCAGACGCUUGGUGAAUCAACAGCAGCUUUUAAAAGGUAAGGUGGUCGGUGAAUAUCUAAAUUGGGUUGGACAACCUCUGCAUUAAACAGCCUAUUGAGACCUUGCAGUUCAGUACAAGCUAAAAUAAAUUAGAUAAUAUCUUCGGCCACAUUUUGUAUUCGCAAUUCACACAUUUUACCAAUUAAAGAGAUUUGAUAACGCUAGCGACAUUGAAAUUGCUUCUGAUUGACCAGCCAAAUAACAUUUUGCCAUUUUAGCUUCUUGCAGCAGCAAGUAAUUGGCAAUAAAAACUUCAGUUUAAGUUUAAUCGUAAAUCAACAAUUUUCAUUGAUGCUCUGUGUAAUAUACUAUUAUAUGUCGAACGCGAACAGAUAAAGCAUUGUUGUGUAUAAGACUAGUAUACAAUAUUAUUGCACAAGUCGUUGCACAUGGACGAUUCAAUUAUAUACAAUAAGCUAAUAUCUUCGAAUAAAUUGAAUAAAUAUAAUUGAAUUGUCAAGCUACUUUAUACUAAAACUGUCUGUACCAGUGUAGGUCGUACCAAUGUAGAAAUGCUGUGCUGAGUGGUUAUAUUAUUACCUUAAAAAAUAAUAAAUAAUUAAGAGUUUCUGCUUAUUUUUUAAGGUAGUAAUAUAACCACUCCGCACAGCAUUUCAAGCUACUUUAGCUUUUCGACACGGAGAGAGAGACAUAUUUAUUACAUGGACACACUAAAUGACGUUUUCGUUUUAUUUAUGUAUUGUCGAGCUAUUAUAUUUCAAAUGCAAAGCACAUACAUUCUAUCUCGGGCUGCCGAGUUACCCGGGCAACGUAAUACAUGGUAAAAUAUUCAUCUCGCCUCGGUGAUAUAUCCCGCCUCUUUCUGCACGGAACUCGAGUUACUUCCCUGCAUCAUGUAGUCUAAGCAGUUACCCUGGAUUUCAAUACUACAAGUUUCUAUAAUAGCCGGGAUCUCGCCGUGGCCGAGUAACUCGCCUUCAUAUAAACAGCCCUCAGUCUACUAAUAUUGGGUUCCGCACCUCCGCUUUAAAUCAAGGCCCAUUUCCACUAAAGAAAAUUUUCCACGGACAGAAAAUUUUCCGAAAAUGUCAUUGUUAAAAGUUGAAAAUUUUCAACGGCCAAUCAUAUUUCACAAAAUUUUCCGCGGAAAAUGAGCCUUCUCUCUCUCUUUGGAAGAACUUCAAAGUAGCAAUAUUUAAUAGAGCAGAUAUUUAUGAACUCGUGCCAGUGCUGGUGGGGGCAGUGCCAAAAACACUGGAGAACUGUAGAGAACUGCCACGUAGAGUUGUCUGUUUCGAAAGUCAGUUUUGAUAGCGGACUAUACAAUGCUGCUCAUGCAAUGUGUGAAACUAUUCGUUUUCUGGUUAAAUUAAACAAUUAUUUAGUCUAAUUCACUUUGUGUUCACAUUUACAAUCUAUAAAUCGUAGUCUGACUCCUAUACUAUUGCUUGGUAUUAUAAUGUAUGUUUGACAUAAUGAUCGCAUGUAUUAUAAAAUUUCGUAAUUGUAAUUUGUAACUUGUAACUUUCUAACUAGUUACAAAAAUUUUUUAAGUAACUUUGCUCCAAUGUAACAUGUAUCAGUAUAACUAUAGUUACUUUUCUGAUAAUGCAACUUUAAGUAUUUACAAAAAUUGUGGAACAUUAACAGCACUGUGUAAAAUUAUUUCUAUUAGACUACGGCUUCUACCACGCGUUUUGCGAAAUGUGUCUUCCAUUGAUAUGUCAACAUCGAUUCUUGGUGAGAAAAUAGAAGUUCCGUUUUGUGUCGCACCAACUGCCAUGCACAAAUUGGCACAUCCAGAGGGUGAACUGGCCACAGCAAGAGGUUGGUAUAAACUUAAUAAAGUGGUACGUGCAGUCUACAUCGCUCAUCUCAAAACUAGGACGAUGCAUUUGCUUGUGUCAACUGGUAUGCAAAUGAAGUCGAUAGCGGGGAACAAGGGGAGGCGAGGGGGGGGGGGUGUGUUUUCGGCCAUUCACAGAAGUUGUUUACAUAUUGGUUCAGGCCAAUCGGAUUGCGUGAAAUCGUGAUUGCUGGUGUUUUUGUUUUGUCGCUUCGUUUUGAAAUUAUUUGCAUUUAAAGAACGACUUCCAAAACGCAAAAAUCUCGCAUUAUGCUUCCAGUUAUAGCGGGGUCUCUGGCCAAGUUUGUCAAGAAAAAAUGCGACGUCUGAAACCACGUCCGUAAUUAGAAACGUCGAAUUUAAUUGUUUCAGACUCAAAUCUUGCGUAUCUGCCCAAUCCAAGCUAUUGAAACUAUGAGAUUGAUUUAUAACGCCCUUAUACAGCCAUAUUUUGAUUACUGUUCUCCCCUAUGGGAUAAUUGUUGUGCUUAUUUAAAGGAAAAACUUCAAAAAUUUUAAAAUCGCGCGGCUAGAAUAAUUGCCGGUGCUAGUUAUAAAAUUCCAUCGGCUGACGUUCUUGAAACUCUUGGUUGGGAAGCACUAGAAGUGAGACGUAAAAGGAAUAAAACAAUCUUAUGUAUCGAAUUUUAAAUAAUCAAGGUGCGUCGAGUUUGAAAGAAUCGUUCACUAGGAUUAGUGCUCUGGAAAUUAAUUAUAAUCUUAGAAAUUCGAGUACUUGGUUCUCCCACAUCCCAAAAGAGAAUUCCUCAAAAAUAGCUUUAAAUUUAGCGGGGCGAAACUUUGGAAUAGCCUCCCUUUGCAAGCAAAACUAGCUCAAUCUGAAUAUACCUUUAAAAUGAAUAUUAAUAGUCUUGAUACAUAACUUACUUAUUUCUUCGUAAUCUUGUAAAUAUCAUGUAAAUAUUCUUGUAAAUAACUUUAUUUAUUCAAGUGUGUUCCGACGCCUCUCAUGGAAACCAGCUUGUAGCUGAUGAGGCUGGCGUCGUUUUUUUUCCUUUUUGCUUUUAAAUAAAAGUUUACAUACAUACAUACAUACAUACAAUUCGACACAUACAAAAUGCGACGUUCGAAACCGGCCUAAGAGAUCGGUUCGUUUCAAUCGAUGUUCUUUUCUUCAAAAAAAAAAAAAUGUACAGUACCUAAUGACAGCUUUACAGACACUCAAAAAAUCGAUUAAAGCCGGGCAUAUAAAGUUGACUAAAUUUCUCAUUACAGCCAGUUCUCGCAUGGGAACAUGCAUGGCGCUGAGCUGUUGGUCAACAACUAGCCUAGAAGAUGUCGCUUCAAGCUGUAACGGACUGAAAUGGUUUGUACUGGACCCUAUUACAAAUCGUGAUAUUAUGGCAAACAUUAUCAAACGUGCCGAGGCCACUGGGUAUAAAGCAAUCGUGUUGACUGUCGACAUACCUGUCGUGGGCAAACGAUACGAUGGUUUCGGAGGCGUGAUUGGCGCCUCCCAUUUUCCUAAUGUGAAAGAAGCAUUCGAACGAGAAAAUGUGGCAAAUGUCACCCCCGAUACUGCAAAUAGAAUUCACAACUCAUUUGUAACAUGGGACGUCCUGAUUCCUUGGGUAAAGUCGGUGACGUCAUUGCCUGUGGUAUUAAAAGGUAUACUUGUCGUUGAUGAUGCGAAUUUGGCAGUGACGUAUGGUGCUGAUGGUAUCAUUGUUUCAAACCAUGGUGGACGACAGUUAGAUGGUGCUCCAGCGACGGUAUAGCCACACGUUUUUGCAUCCUUAUCUUACUGUAGCUCUCAUAAUCUUGUCCCAAAAUUGAUUAAUUUUUUGACCAAUUAUUGCUUAACCUUGGUCACAUAUAGCGAGAGUUGAAACCUGGUGUAUCUGCUCAUCGGAAUGUUACGUCACGCGUCACGAUUUUGACAACCAUUAGACAUCGUGUAUCCUCUAUUCAGAUGUACACGUUCCCAAGCCAAAAUGGUGGAAGUCAAACUUGGCAAAGUUUGAAAAGAAGUGACGGACUCUCUGACACGUUUUUUAAAUGCGUCUCUUAAUAGUCAAAGAUACAUAAAUAAACGACUUGCCUUAUUUUACACAAUUGUUGAAAACAGAACUACCUUUUUAGAUAGAAGUCUUACCAGAAAUAGUGUCUGCCGUCGGCAACGACAUCGAGGUUUAUAUGGAUGGAGGUGUUAGAUCUGGUUCUGAUAUUUUCAAAGCUUUGGCUCUGGGAGCAAGAGCAGUCUUUGUAGGGAGGCCGAUCGUGUGGGGUUUGGCCUAUCAGGUAUGAAAUACAGGUCGGAGGGGAAUAUUCUACGCGAAUAAAUUACUCCGCACGCGAGUGCAUAAAGCAAAAUUCAUGUAUUUAUUUAAACACACUUAAUAAGUUUUUAUUUUACAAGUACAGUACAACAACAGUAAUAUGAUCUACUAGCAAUUCGAUUUCAAUUCCCAGAGGCCUAAAAUGUGGAUUUCUUAGGAAAUUCCGAGGUUGUGUUUUGUAUAUACACCCUGUAUUUUUUUUAUACACCCUGUACAUUAGUACAAUAGACCUUUAUAACGUUUUUUUAGUUGAUUUAAAAUUUUAUGUCUGAUAUUUCUUUGAAUAUAAUUUGGGGUUGAGGAAUGAAACCCGACGUAUUUUUUCUCUUCCCGUUAAAGGGGGAGGAAGGAGCCUUCAAAGUUCUAAAUAUCUUUAAGGAAGAACUCAAAAUAACAAUGGCACUUUGUGGUAAGGUUAUGAUAUUAAUAUUAUGUGCAUUGGUCAGUCAGAUGCACUCUAUCAAUUGCGCAUGCGCAAUAGCCUGUUGGGAAAUCCGCUCAACAAUGACUGAGAAACUCAAUGUUUAAACAAUGUAUGUAUUUGUGUCCAGGAUAUUCAACUUGCAAAGCGCAGAAGAUAGAAGAAAAUACUUUCAUCUUCUCCAUGUCUAUAACAUCCGCAAAUACCUCAAUAGGUACUCAACUUCAGUUUUAACACUCAAACGUGCGUCAUAACAUUUUGCGAAAUAGAAUUUUAAUGUCUUUGAUUUUUGACAAUGGUAAACCUGCUCAUAAAUUUGAGUAAUUUCACUCAAAAUUCGAGUCACAGCAUGUGAGUGGAUUAUCUAACCACAAUACUCAUGCAGGAACUUUUUGCAGUCAACUAUACCAAUUCAUUUUAUGUGAUAUAUAUCUUUCCAGCUACCGCUAUUUUUUAGAGGUAUGUUAUUUUUAGCAAUUUGUAGAGGGGUUAAAAAGUUCGAACGUUACUUUCGGGAGUUAUUAGUUUUGCCCAAUCCAGAAUUUUAGCGAACGUUAUUCGUAUUCUCGAUAAAACAUUGAAAGUUUGGUUGCUAUGAGUAUAUUUUGUUCUUUUAAUAAGGUUGUCCAAGAUUAAAAGAUAUUCUCAAUGAAAUGGUUGUCCACGAAUCGUUGUAUCGGUCAAAGUUAUGAAUCUAUUUUUACAGAAAUUGAAGAAAAUUUGACAUUUACGUCGACCAUAUAAAUGGCGCCCCCAUUUUCAGAAGGCUGCUACUUUAAGGUGCUCAAUUAAUUUGAUGAAAAUGUAAAACAAUGUUACGAAAAACUGAGCAGAAUAAAAUAUAUGGC